AAAUAUCUAGAACCUGGGAAGUACUACACAGAGAGCUCUUCAAUAGCACGCUGAAAUAUGGAGAGGACGCGAAAGUUUUCUAUAGGAGAUUAGAAGUACUAUAUAACGAAUUACAAAAAGUAGACACGAUCAUAGGAGAAGAAGCUAAAAAAGACAAGGCUAUACGAGCGUUACCUGAUGAGAUGAAAGAGACGAAAGUAUCACUCUAUCUAAACUAUAGCCAAACAUUUGGUUACGAUGAUUUGAUCAAGAAAAUCAUUAAUUAUUAUAAUGCCAGUCUCAUAUUUGAACCAACAAUUGAAGAGACACCAGUCAAUCAAACUACAUCAUUAAAACCUGUUAACUAGCAAGAUGAAGAAAAUAAUAAUACUUCAGAAGUAGAUUAUACACAAGCAAAUGAUUUGCUGCGUCGCAUCAGUCUUAAGUUCUGCUUUUACUGUUCACGCAAUAACUAUAGAAGACCACACACACAUACAGAUAAUGAAUGUGGGCACCUAUACCCGGAACUAAAGGAACGACACAAGGGAAAUAGAAAGCUAAACAGGAUUGGAGGGCGAUCCGCAAUCAAAGAUCAAGAACAGCACUAUGAUAAUCACACAUCCACAGUCUCCAUUCAACACGCUGGAAACCAAUUCACCGCAGACCUCGCAGUAGUCUCCCAGUUGUCAAAAUAUACGUGCACCAACAGACGAGACUUACUCACCAACGUGAGAGAGCGUAAGGCCUUAUCCUUUCCUAACAACUACUGGACCAGUAGAGCUGACGACCAUGGGUACAAUGGAAUUAAACUUGGAAUACCAGGGUGGUAUCAUAAAGUGGGUUGAUACUGAGGUCCUUUACUGCUCAGUUAUCCCUUCAACACUACUCGGGCCAAACAUACUUCAGAAAUACAAUCUAGGUUUACUUUUUAAACCACAGCACAGUGGAACAUUCUUUGACAUGGAUAGCGGGGUCGCCCUACAUAAGGUUCCACUUACACAUGGGAAAAAGAACCAGAUUAGCCGCAAGAUACAAGCGGCUUGGUUAGCUAAAUGAUUGGUCAUCAUUCUUUUAUCAGUCUUCCGUAGAUAAUUGAAUAUACGAGGGUAAAGUCAAUGCUGGAAGAACAGUGAUAUCAUUCAUAGUCAACACGCCCGUCCAUUAUUAUCACUAAGUACCUAAUCAAUGCGCGUAUUACUCGAGCCGUUCAUGGUACCUCUACAUUACUUUUGAGUCUCUUAAAGCGUAAGAUCCCCACAAUUGCCCCAGGAUAAAGAGUACGAAUAUAAAGAAAUGACUUGAAUUUUAAUCAAUGAAGCACAAAUUGAGCUGAAAUGACAAUGAAUUUAGUGGUUUACGUCUAAGCUUAUAUCAUUCAUUGCUAAUUGACACUUUAUAUACCCAUCCGACUUUUCUUACAGUUCCUAUUAGUUGUUCGUCCUUAUCGAUGCGAUCUGUUUAUGUACGCUGC
This is a messenger RNA of Wallemia mellicola CBS 633.66, 1450 nucleotides long. RefSeq lists its product as hypothetical. The transcript is spliced from 3 exons. NCBI's taxonomy places the organism in Eukaryota, Fungi, Basidiomycota, Wallemiomycetes, Wallemiales, Wallemiaceae. The coding region runs from base 769 to 1035 and encodes 88 amino acids. The record is from RefSeq and is a predicted model, not a curated record.